Chinchilla lanigera (long-tailed chinchilla) is the source of this 1991-nucleotide messenger RNA. RefSeq names its product calcium channel, voltage-dependent, gamma subunit 4 (gene Cacng4). Gene Ontology annotation, biological process: calcium ion transmembrane transport; postsynaptic neurotransmitter receptor diffusion trapping; positive regulation of synaptic transmission, glutamatergic. Gene Ontology annotation, molecular function: voltage-gated calcium channel activity; channel regulator activity. The record is from RefSeq and is a predicted model, not a curated record. Gene Ontology annotation, cellular component: postsynaptic density membrane; AMPA glutamate receptor complex; voltage-gated calcium channel complex. NCBI's taxonomy places the organism in Eukaryota, Metazoa, Chordata, Mammalia, Rodentia, Chinchillidae. The coding region runs from base 18 to 1001 and encodes 327 amino acids. The transcript has 4 exons.
ACUAUGAGGCGCCCACCAUGGUGCGAUGCGACCGCGGGCUGCAGAUGCUGCUGACCACGGCCGGAGCCUUCGCCGCCUUCUCGCUCAUGGCCAUCGCCAUCGGCACCGACUACUGGCUCUACUCCAGCGCGCACAUCUGCAACGGCACCAACCUGACCAUGGACGACGGGCCCCCGCCCCGCCGUGCCCGCGGCGACCUCACCCACUCGGGGCUGUGGCGGGUGUGCUGCAUCGAAGGGAUCUAUAAAGGGCACUGCUUCCGGAUCAAUCACUUCCCAGAGGACAAUGAUUACGACCACGACAGCUCAGAGUAUCUCCUGCGCAUUGUGCGAGCGUCCAGCGUCUUCCCCAUUCUCAGCACCAUCCUGCUGCUGCUCGGAGGGCUGUGCAUCGGCGCCGGGAGGAUCUACAGCCGCAAGAACAACAUCGUCCUCAGUGCCGGCAUCCUCUUUGUGGCCGCAGGCCUUAGCAACAUCAUAGGCAUCAUCGUCUACAUUUCCAGCAACACAGGCGACCCCAGCGACAAGCGAGACGAGGACAAAAAGAACCACUACAACUAUGGCUGGUCUUUUUACUUCGGAGCCCUGUCGUUUAUUGUGGCGGAGACCGUGGGCGUCCUGGCUGUAAACAUUUACAUUGAGAAAAAUAAAGAGUUGAGGUUUAAGACCAAACGGGAGUUCCUUAAGGCUUCUUCCUCUUCUCCUUACGCCAGGAUGCCGAGCUACAGAUACCGGCGACGGCGCUCCAGGUCUAGCUCGAGGUCCACCGAGGCCUCGCCCUCCAGGGACGCAUCUCCUGUGGGCCUGAAGAUCGCCGGGGCCAUCCCCAUGGGCGAGCUGUCCAUGUACACGCUAUCCAGGGAGCCCCUCAAGGUGACUACAGCCGCCAGCUACAGCCCGGACCAGGAGGCCGGCUUCCUCCAGGUGCACGACUUCUUCCAGCCGGACCUGAAGGAAGGCUUCCACGUGACCAUGCUGAACCGGCGGACAACCCCCGUGUGAGCUGCCUGCUCUCCUCUCAGCACCGGCCUCCCCCCAGCACUGCUGUUCAUGUCACGCAGGAGGGUACGUGGUCCUUAAGGCAGACAGACAAUGAACUGAAGCGGAAUGCAACCCCCGCUGGUCUACAGACGGCGUCAUGGGCUGGCUUAGAGUGGAGGAGGCCCAGAGACUGGACCCUAGGCUGCCAGAGAAGCAGAAGGCUGACUUUAUCCUCCCCAAAAAGGUGUUUGUCUGCCCUGGGGUUUCCAGAAUCUCCAGGAGGUCCAAGAGCUUUCCUGAGGCUACGCGGGGAAACUAAAUUGAGCUAUUAUCUCCUGCUGGAAAUAAAUCUUGCCAGAAGAAUGGGAUUUCAGGCCCUUUGCUCCCCACUGGGUCCCGGCCCCCAAAGCCUCCUGGGCACAAGGGGCUCUGGACACUUGUCAGCUGCUUUUGAACCAGAAGUUCCUGUGCCUCUGAGCCAGAAAUGAGGAUGCCAAACCUCACUCCCUCCUCAACCCUUUCCCUCGCUCUGGCACCCUGGCAGGGGACUGUUGGUGAGAAAUCGUCAUCCUGAAGAGACCCUCUGCAGCCAGCUGGUGCUUCGGCCCUGCGCUGACCUGGGGCUGGCUCCCUCCACCUGAAGAGACUGUGGCCCGUGGAGGCGCUGCAGAAAGGCUGGGGCUACUGAUGGCUUUCCUGUCUGCUUCUGGAAGUUUCUGCCUUACUCAGAAUGGGUAGGACACAUGGAACCUGAGGGCCUGCAGGAUUCCACCGGUUAGAGGGAAGGUAGCUUUGUGCCUUCUUGCUGUGUCCGUCCCCACCGGCCUGAAGUCCUGUCCCUUGUGGGAACACAGGGGCAGGUAGAGGCAGACCCCUAGGCCCCCAGCUGGCAUUGGCAACAGAAGCCUGAACCUCUGAGCAAGAAAGGGGGACCCGAGGGAAAACAGCAACCAAAAAACAAAACGGAACAAGCACCCAUUUCCUAGGUAGUUGUGAAUCGCGACCUGUCUC